Panicum virgatum (switchgrass) is the source of this 676-nucleotide messenger RNA. RefSeq lists its product as uncharacterized. The transcript has a single exon. The coding region runs from base 49 to 498 and encodes 149 amino acids. Lineage: Eukaryota; Viridiplantae; Streptophyta; Magnoliopsida; Poales; Poaceae. The record is from RefSeq and is a predicted model, not a curated record.
GCAUAUCCUCUCCUGAAUACACCCCUGAGCAGCAGGUCAAGCAAGACGAUGCUGCGCGCCGAGCUGCAAGAGGAAGAGUUCCAAGAAGCAGACAUCCUAUGGCCCGAUGAGUUACCCCAGGCGUAUUUCUCUCGCAUCGGUAUCGGUGGCGGCAGCGGCGGCGACGACGACAGUGGCGAGUACUCAGGCGAGCACCGGCCGCCGUUGGAGCUGCAAGUCCCGCACCAGAAAGCUUCAUCCCCCAUCGACAUCCCCGGCCGGAAGGUCGUCGCCGGCGCCGUCGGUGCAAGAGGUCCGCAAGUACCGGGUCGGUACAGCUGCAAGUUCGGCGCGAGCCACGCCGGCGUUGGUGCCGGUAGCGUCGUCGUCGGCAGCCAUGUCUUCGUGCCGCCGCACGUCAUCGUCGACCGGAGGGCCAAGAGGGACAAGGCGAAUCAGGCGAUGAUGAUGCUCGUCGUGCCCAGCGGGAGGGCCAGCAGGAGGAAGAUGCGCGAGUAGUGCCGCAAAUUUUGUCGGAAAUAAUACAGUAAUGCUCUCUCGUUUCACUUGUUGGAGGAGCAGUUUUGAGUCCGUAGGUACGGGUUUUGCAUGUGUGAAGAAUUGAAAAUUGACGUGACGCGAGCGAGAGUACUAUGAGGGCUAGCAAGCUCAUGUAAUUAAUUUGUUCUUGAGGAUG